AUGUCGAAUGGCCGGUUAACCCUCGAGGUCAAGAGCUCAGACACCGUAGACAACGUCAAGAAAAGGAUUCAUGUUACUUGCGGCAUCCCGCCACCAUCCCAGCUGGCCCUUGUCUUCGACGGGAGGCAGCUAGAGGACGGGCAUGGACUGGAUGGCUAUGGCGUCUGUGUGGGGUCCACCCUUCACCUAAUCCUUCAUGGGUCAGGGUCGAUGCUCAUCUUUGCCAGACUGCCUAUUGCCCGCAAGAACCCCAUAAUUCCUCUUAUGGUCCAGAGUUCAGAUACCGUCAACAUAUUCAGGGAGAAGCUUCAAGAAUUGAAGGGGAUUACCGCAUCCGAGCAGCGCAUCAUCUUCCGGGGAAGCUAG
This is a messenger RNA of Aegilops tauschii subsp. strangulata, 366 nucleotides long. Its product is annotated as polyubiquitin-like. NCBI's taxonomy places the organism in Eukaryota, Viridiplantae, Streptophyta, Magnoliopsida, Poales, Poaceae. The record is from RefSeq and is a predicted model, not a curated record. Gene Ontology annotation, molecular function: protein binding.